AUGUCUACGUCCACCUCUGGAGGUGCUGGAUCCAAUGAUGCCAAUGUUACCAGGAGAGCAAGCAAGAGACCCAAGUACUCAAAGUUUACACAACAAGAAUUACCAGCGUGCAAGCCUAUUCUCACACCACGAGCAGUUAUUUCAGCAUUCUUGAUUGUCACCGUCGUGUUCAUUCCCAUUGGAGUUGCUUCGUUAAUUGCAUCGCAUGAUGUUGUUGAAAUUAUUGAUAGGUAUGACUCACAGUGCAUACCGUCAAAUGUAACUGACAAGGUGGCAUUCAUUCAGACUCCUGGAGAAAAGCCAUGCAACAGGGAGUUACAUGUGGACAAGCGUAUGAAGUCUCCUAUCUAUGUUUACUACCAGCUUGACAACUUUUACCAGAAUCAUCGCCGGUAUGUUAAAAGCCGAAAUGAUGAGCAGCUGAGGGAUUCUAAAAAUGCAAACUCAGUAAGUGGUUGUGAGCCUGAAGAUAAUGCAAAUGGACAGCCAAUUGUACCCUGUGGUCUUAUAGCUUGGAGCUUGUUCAAUGAUACAUACAGCUUCUCACGCAACGGAAAUAAUUUGACGGUGAACAAGAAAGAUAUCUCAUGGAAAAGUGACAGGGAUCACAAAUUUGGGAGUGAUGUUUUUCCAAAAAAUUUCCAGAAUGGUUCUUUAAUAGGUGGCGGUCAUCUCAAUGAAACAAUACCAUUGAAUGAGCAAGAGGAUCUUAUUGUUUGGAUGCGCACUGCUGCUUUGCCAACUUUUAGGAAGUUAUAUGGAAGGAUUGAGGUGGAUCUGGAGAAAGGCGAUGUCAUACACGUGAACUUGCAAAAUUACUACAACACAUACAGUUUUAAUGGCAAGAAGAAGCUUGUUCUGUCAACUACUACAUGGCUUGGCGGGAAAAAUGACUUUCUUGGCAUUGCUUAUCUCACUGUUGGAGGAUUGAGCUUCUUUUUGGCCUUGGCCUUUACUAUUGUAUAUCUUGUCAAGCCAAGGCAACUUGGAGAUCCCUCUUAUCUGUCAUGGAAUAGAAACCAUGGAGGGCAAUGA
Sphenostylis stenocarpa is the source of this 1035-nucleotide messenger RNA. Lineage: Eukaryota; Viridiplantae; Streptophyta; Magnoliopsida; Fabales; Fabaceae. The record is from the annotation of a GenBank genome assembly.